This is a messenger RNA of Lepus europaeus (European hare), 2015 nucleotides long. It is a transcript of the gene STK11, whose product is annotated as serine/threonine kinase 11. Lineage: Eukaryota; Metazoa; Chordata; Mammalia; Lagomorpha; Leporidae. The transcript is spliced from 10 exons. The record is from RefSeq and is a predicted model, not a curated record. Gene Ontology annotation, cellular component: cytoplasm; nucleus. Bases 279 to 2000 code for a protein of 573 amino acids. Gene Ontology annotation, molecular function: protein serine/threonine kinase activity; protein kinase activator activity; ATP binding. Gene Ontology annotation, biological process: positive regulation of vesicle transport along microtubule; DNA damage response; glucose homeostasis.
GCGCCGCGGGCCCCGCCGGCCUGCCCAGGGCGCCCGCGGACGAGCUGAGCCGGCCCGGGCCGCCCCCAGGCCCUGAGACCCCCUCCUCCCGGGGAGGGGGCUCGCAGCGCGGACUGCCGGGCGGGACGCUCGUGUGUGUCGGGAGGAGGCUGUUCGUGGCCGAGGUCUGCGUGGCCUUUUUCCUUUUUGUCUUUUUCCUGUUCGUGUUUUUGAAGCCGGGGCGGCGGCGGGGCGGCGGGGCUAGCGGGGCGCCCGGGCGCCGGGGCGCCGGGCGCAGCAUGGAUGUGGCCGAGCCGCCGCCGCUGGGCCUGUUCCCCGAGGACGAGCUGAUGGCCGUGGGCAUGGACACCUUCAUCCACCGCAUCGACUCCACCGAGGUCAUCUACCAGCCGCGGCGCAAGCGGGCCAAGCUCAUCGGGAAGUACCUGAUGGGGGACCUGCUGGGCGAGGGCUCGUACGGCAAGGUGAAGGAGGUGCUGGACUCCGAGACGCUGUGCCGCCGCGCCGUCAAGAUCCUCAAGAAGAAGAAGCUGCGGCGGAUCCCCAACGGCGAGGCCAACGUGCGGAAGGAGAUCCAGCUGCUGCGCCGGCUGCGGCACCGCAAUGUCAUCCAGCUGGUCGACGUGCUGUGCAGCGAGGAGAAGCAGAAGAUGUAUAUGGUGAUGGAGUACUGCGUGUGCGGGAUGCAGGAGAUGCUGGACAGCGUGCCCGAGAAGCGCUUCCCCAUGUGCCAGGCCCACGGGUACUUCUGCCAGCUCAUCGACGGCCUCGAGUACCUGCACGGCCAGGGCAUUGUGCACAAGGACAUCAAGCCCGGCAACCUGCUGCUCACCACCAGCGGCACCCUUAAGAUCUCCGACCUGGGAGUCGCCGAGGCCCUGCCCCCGUUUGCCGCGGACGACACGUGCCGGACGAGUCAGGGCUCCCCGGCCUUCCAGCCGCCCGAGAUCGCCAACGGCCUGGACACCUUCUCUGGCUUCAAGGUGGACAUCUGGUCGGCUGGGGUGACGCUCUACAACAUCACCACGGGGCUGUACCCGUUCGAGGGGGACAACAUCUACAAGCUCUUCGAGAAUAUCGGCAAGGGGGACUACACCAUCCCCGGGGACUGCGGCCCCCCGCUCUCGGACCUGCUGAGAGGGAUGCUGGAGUACGAGCCGGCCAAGAGGUUCUCCAUCCGGCAGAUCCGGCAGCACAGCUGGUUCCGGAAGAAGCACCCCCUGGCCGAGGCGCUGGUGCCCAUCCCACCGAGCCCCGACACCAAGGACCGGUGGCGCAGCAUGACCGUGGUGCCCUACCUGGAGGACCUGCACGGGGGCGCCGGCGAGGACGCCGAUGGCGAGCACUUCGACAUGGACGACAUCAUCUACACUCAGGAAUUCACCGUGCCCGAUCCCCGAAGAGGAGGUGGGCCAGAACGGACAGAGCCGGGGCCUGCCCAAGGCAGUGUGCAUGAACGGCACGGAGUCGGCGCAGCUGAGCACCAAAGUGAGGGCCGAGGGCCGGGCCGGCGCCCCCAACCCAGCCCGCAAGGCCUGCUCCGCCAGCAGCAAGAUCCGCCGGCUGUCGGCCUGCAAGCAGCAGUGAGCGCCGCCUGCAGCCUGCCUCCGGGAGUCUCCGCCAGGGGGCGCACUCCCUCAGUCUUCCCGCCGGCUCCUGGCCCAGCGCCGCCGCCCUCAGGACAGCGGGCGCCCCCUGGGCGGCCCCGCGGCCCGGCCUCCCCUGGCCGCCUGCGCACAGCGGCAGGGCCGUGGACACGACGUGCUGACUUUGCAAUCCUGCCUGAGCCUUCCCCAGGCGCAGAAGGGAGAGGCCCGGGCCGCCGAGCACUUUACCUUGAGACUACUGGCUCUGCGCCCGCCCCGCCGCGGCCCCCGACGGCCGGCGGGCGCGGGCCGACUGCUCAGCCUUGCAUGCAGAGCCGCCAGGGGAGCCGCGCGGCUGCCUUGUUUUCCUUGUUUGGUUGGUUCCUUUUCUUUUUGUUUUUUAAGAAAAAAUAAAACAGGUGGAUUUGA